Cylindrotheca closterium is the source of this 1536-nucleotide messenger RNA. Lineage: Eukaryota; Bacillariophyta; Bacillariophyceae; Bacillariales; Bacillariaceae. The record is from the annotation of a GenBank genome assembly.
AUGGGAUCGAAUGAGACUCCUUUGGUGCUCGCUGACUACGGAGGCGCGUCUUGUUGUGGCAAGGGCAUUAUUGACGACAAUGAUGAUGCGUCCAGGGGUUCUGCGGGCUCGGAAUUCAAACAAACGGAAGACUUCCUCGCAGCAGAAAUGAAUAAACUUUCUUUCCAGGAACGAAACAAGGCCCUGGAAGAUAUUCACUGUGUUGGAGAGGGGUUGAAAGAGGAUCCAGAAGUUGUGGAACUACACCUUCAGGAAUUUCAGAAAGAAGUUGAGAUCCUCCGACCAGAGACUCCAGUAUAUCAAGCCGCAGAAGCAAUCAACGCAGACUAUGUAAAUGAUCGAGGUUUUCGGCUGAGAUUUCUUCGUGCGAAGCUAUAUGAUGUGAAGAAAGCCGUGAACCAAAUGAUGAAGUUCCUCCAAUGCAAGGAAAAGUACUUUGGAAAAGAGAAACUUUGCAAGGAAAUUGACCUAUCAGACCUUACGGAAGAGGACCGAGAAUAUAUGCGGAAAGGCCCUUUUCACGUCCCAAAACAUAGAGAUAGAUCGGGAAGGGUGAUCCUUCAUAUGUUGAACACAAGACUUAGGCUUGGUACUGCCCAAAAUUUGAUACGUGUAAGCUUUUACGUUUUUUGGAAUUUGUUGACAGCUUUAGAGGACGUGCAGCUGAAAGGUGUGGUGAGCAUUUUCUAUGAUAUUCAGAAGCCCGGCGAACAAUCCGAACCGUUUGCUUUCAAAGAGGCGAUCGAAAUCAUGAGCAUGGCACUGACACUGCCGUUCCGCUAUUCGAGUCGCUUGUGGUGCCUCAAACCAAGGAAAAAGAGUUCUUUACUAAAUAACUCUAUUCUCGCAGUCUCGACGAAAUUUUUCUCGAGCUACAUUCGUGUGCGGACUCGGCUGAACUAUGGCUCCGAUUUGGAACUGCAGUACUAUCUUCAGAGUCUUGGCAUCCCAACCGACGAGGACUUUCCCGUUGACACAGGUGGCAACAUUCGUCAAGGUGUCAUAGACCGUUGGUUGCAAGGAGAAUGGGACAAAUGCAAGAAGGCUCCAGAGCCACCAGCAACGAAUCCUACCACUAUCAAGGCUGUGAACAAUGUCACAGCCGCAGUCCCCAACAAAGAGGAAACUGAUGAUAUGACAAUUGAUGUCAUCAACAAUAAUCUCCCAAACAUGCGAGUCUUGCCCGUCAUGGGAAAGAUUCUGGGCCCUCCGAUGUUCCAACCGGCGAUUAUUCAACCUUGGCCUAGCGAUGUACUUUUCGGCCGUGGGGUCGGUUGUCAGAACCACCCUGGCAACGUUCGAUUCCGAGAGAUAAUGGAUGGCUACAAAGAGCAGUAUGACAAUUUUCCAAGAUCGAAACGGCGAAUAGUUAUGGCCAAUUUACGCGAAGGUUUGAAAUCUAGUGGGACCCGAUUCCUGCGGAUGAACAAGGGUGGAUAUUGGGAAGAGUGCAAUGCUGCUGAAGUUGACACGAAAAUAGGGCAGUACUUCAGAUCACUGCGCAAGUUUAAGAAGGAGAGUUUAAAAUCGGCUUAA